CUUCAUUGCACCAAAAGGGGUUCUGAUGAACAGUGGUAGUGUGGGCCUGUCACUGGUGGUUUGGGCACUGUGUGGGGUUCUCUCGACCUUCGCAGCGUGCCCAGGAGGAGGAAGUAUCCUGGACUUGGGAAGAGCUCCUAGAUGGGAAGGGAUCCGGACUUGGGAGGAAAUCCUGGCAGGACAGGAUCGCCUUCCUUGGCGGGAGUCGCCUAGGCGCACGAGAGGACAGCAACGACUUCGGGGAGGAAGGCCACAGAAACCCCAAGAAUUUCUUUUGGGGGGGCACAUGAAGCAGUCGGCGGAGCCGAGGAGUGAACCAGAGCCAGUCAGGGAGUCGAGUGAGGAGCUCAACGCAAGAUUCUGGAGAGAGGAGCUGGCGUUGAGAGCGCUGCAGAGUGGGCGUGCUGAGGUGCGUGUCAUCAGCCCUGGUGCCACCUGUACCGGUCCCACGCAUCAGGUCUCCAGUGCGCCUUCACAGCCCAGUGCGUCCUGUGCUAGCGUCCCGCACUUGCCGGGCUGGAGUGAGCAUCCAGUCGGGAAGGGUUGUGCCAGCUCUGCGCUUUAGACCUCCAGUGCGCCUCCACAGUCCUGUGCCUCCUCUCCGCACUCGCCCUGAGGUGCAUGUCAUCAGCCCUGUGCCACCUGUACCGGUCCCACGCAUCAGGUCUCCAGUGCGCCUCCACAGUCCAGUACGUCCUGUGCCUCUUCCCCGCACUCGCCCUGAGGUGCGUGUCAUCAGCCCUGUGCCACCUGUACCGGUCCCACGCAUCAGGCCUUCAGUGCGCAUCCACAGUCUAGAGCUUCCGGCAACAGUUCCACGGUCCGGGAACCUCCUGAGACGGUCCACAAUGCGGGAACCUCCUGAGACGGUCCGGGAACCUCUUGAGACGGUCUGGGAACCUCCUGAGACGGUCCACGGUCCGGGAACCUCCUGAGACGGUCCACGGUCCGGAGCUUCCUGUGAUGAUCCCCGCACCAGAACCGCCAUGGAGGAAGACGUAAUCUGCGAGCGGAGGGCCUUGUGUUAUGCUGAGCUGGGAACCACAUUUACAAAGUCAGGGGCCCACUACACCUAUCUGCUGGAGACAUUAGGACCCUUGCCUGCGUUCCUGCGUCUCUGGGCAGAGUUUUUAUUCAUCAGGCCAGCUGUAGCAUCCUAUGUGUCCCUGGCGUUCGGACGCUAUGUGGUGGAUCCCUUUUUCAGCCCUUGUGCUCCUCCCACAGCACUGAUUAAACUGGUCAGCAUCCUUGGAGUGACAUUUGUGGUGGCGAUAAACUGCUGGAGUGUGACCCUGGCCUCUCGCACCCAGAUCACGCUGACAUUCAUCAAGAUGUUUGCCCUGGUCCUAAUCAUCGUUCCUGGCAUCAUGGCAUUAGCCAGAGGACAGACAGAGAACUUUCAGAAUGGCUUUGAGAUUGAUACAUUAACACUGGAUAAGCUACCAUUGGCCUUUUAUUCUGGUCUAUAUGCCUAUGGUGGAUGGUUUUAUCUGAAUUUUGUCACAGAGGAGGUCAUUAACCCAAAUAGAAACAUCCCACUGGCAAUCAUCUUCUCCAUGGUGACGGUGACUGUGUGCUACGUUCUUGUCAACGUGGCCUAUUACACCAUGAUGACAGCAGAGGAGCUUCUUGUGUCUGACGCUGUGGCUGUGACGUUUGCCAAUCGUGCGCUUCACGGCUUGGCCUCUGUGAUUCCUGUACUGGUAGCUGUGUCCUGUCUUGGGGCGCUGAACGGUGGCUUCUUUGGAGCACCCAGGAUGCUGUUUGUGGGGGCCAGGGAGGGACACUGGCCAGUCCUCUUCUCAAUGAUCCACAUCCAUCAAAACACGCCUCUGCCUGCUGUUCUGCUGCUGUAUCCGUUGGUGGUAGGGAUGGUGGCCAGAGGAGAGAUAUUCCAGCUGAUCAACUUUGCCUCCUUCUCCCGGUGGCUCUUCAUUGCCAUGGCGACCAUGGGGAUGCUCAUCCAUCGCUACCGCUUCCCCCUCCACCCAAGACCCUUCAAGGUGCCGCUGGCCAUUGCAGUCACUUUCACAGUGGUGUGCUUCUUCAUCGUUGGGCUGUCUCUGUACUCAGACCCCUGGAACACAGGGGGCAGCUGUGCUCUCACCCUGUCUGGAGUCCCUGUCUACUACCUGACCGUGCACCGCUCACGCCUGCCCGCCCGAUGGAGAAAGAGCUUCAACUACUGCAGUAAGCAGCUCCAGAUACUGCUGGAGGUGGCUCAGCAGGAAGUCCAGACCUACUAAAGACGCCUCUUUACUCACACACACUGACCAGACGAACGGACACCCAUGGCUGUGCCCUCCAUAUUGUAUAUGGAUGUGAAUACCUAGGCAUGUUACUUAGAUUUGGAAAAGAAUGAGCCGUUAACUCUACCGCAUUCACUGCUCGGAAAGUUAGUUCUGCUGAAAAAACCCCAAUGACUAUUGUUUUUGUUUACUUGAAUUAAUGAGGUGUACUUUUUACGCUUUGAAUACAAUAUAUGUUUUGUGUUGAUUAUUUACAUUUAAAAUGACAAUCAUGAGAAAAUGUUGACAUACUGGUAUUCAAAA
Molecule: messenger RNA, 2552 nt
Organism: Salvelinus fontinalis (brook trout)
Lineage: Eukaryota; Metazoa; Chordata; Actinopteri; Salmoniformes; Salmonidae
Product: cystine/glutamate transporter-like
Exons: 13
Coding region: 987-2246 (419 amino acids)
Biological process (GO): amino acid transmembrane transport
Cellular component (GO): membrane
Molecular function (GO): L-amino acid transmembrane transporter activity
Source: RefSeq, a predicted model, not a curated record